Molecule: messenger RNA, 3853 nt
Organism: Melanotaenia boesemani (Boeseman's rainbowfish)
Lineage: Eukaryota; Metazoa; Chordata; Actinopteri; Atheriniformes; Melanotaeniidae
Gene: rimkla
Product: ribosomal modification protein rimK-like family member A
Exons: 5
Coding region: 670-1872 (400 amino acids)
Biological process (GO): protein modification process
Cellular component (GO): cytoplasm
Molecular function (GO): ligase activity, forming carbon-nitrogen bonds; metal ion binding; ATP binding
Source: RefSeq, a predicted model, not a curated record
GGGGCAGACCCCUUUUACUGUGCACGGGCACGGGGAGAAAUGAAGUUGUAAACGAAGCGCGUGCACUUUUCAGCACCAAUACCUCGUGGAUAGCAGCCAAACGGACCAGAGAGAGGAGAGUCGUGUGGGUUAGCUCACUUUAUUGUGAUAAACCGACGUCUUUGCGGUUUGUGCCGCCAUACUGCCGGUGCGAUUGCAGGGAAAACUUUAGUCGCAGUUCUGAGUCGUCAAGCGGAAAUACAAAGCGGCAAGGUUUCAGUUGUGUUGUCCCCGGCGGCAGGAGCUGCGCAGCGGUCGUCGAAGACACGUUUUAGCGGGUAAAAAGCGAAAAUUUUGUUCCUUAGGUCGAUUUUGUUUUUUGUCGAGGUUCAACAAACUGCACCACGACAAGACUAAAUGGCUGGAAGCGACGGGAAACUAAGGUGAUAUAAAAGAUCUUUCUUCCUAGCCGGUUCGGUCUACACAGCAGUGCAUUCGUGGUCCUGCUUGUAGCCACAUCACCGCUUGCCGCCGAGGUCUCCAUUGUGUGAGCAUCUCUGCUAUUCAACUGCCGCCCGACCGCCGAAUCCCGCGCUGCCACCACACACCUGCCACCCCCCAACACCGCGUGUUUUCAGUCGAAUUAGAAUUUUUUUCUCGCCAUCUUUUUUUUAAAUCCACGUACUCAAAAUGUGUUCUCGGGUUUGGUUCGUGACCGAUCGGCGCAUCAGCCAGGAGUAUCCCCAAGUUCAGAUCCUCCGAGCACUAAAGGAGCGCUGCGUCGAGGAGGAUGUUGAAUUCCGCUCUCUUCUAAUGGAUCAGAUCGUGCUUACGAUCAGCCAGGGGCAGUUAGGUCUGCGAGUGGAGCAAGAAUUGGUGACGUCCUAUCCACAGGUGGUGGUGGUGCGGGUUCCCACACCCUGGGUUCAGUCUGAUAGUGAUAUUACUGUGCUGCGUCACCUGGAGAAGAUGGGCUGUCGGCUGAUCAACCGGCCUCAGGCCAUACUGAACUGUGUCAACAAGUUUUGGACCUUUCAGGAACUAGCUGGCCAUGGCGUGCCUCUUCCUGACACCUUCUCCUACGGCGGGCACGACAACUUCCGUAAAAUGAUUGACGAGGCAGAGCCACUGGGCUACCCAGUGGUGGUGAAGAAUGCACGUGGCCACAGAGGCAAGGCUGUGUUCCUGGCACGGGACAAACCCCACCUGACAGAUCUUUGCCACUUGAUCCGCCAUGAUACCCCCUACCUGUUUCAGGAGUAUGUUAAGGAGUCACAUGGACGUGAUGUGCGGGUGGUCCUAGUGGGCGGCCGAGUCAUCGGCUCCAUGCUGCGCUGCUCCACCGAUGGCCGGAUGCAAAGCAACUGUUCCCUUGGUGGUGUGGGCAUGAUGUGCCCCCUGAACGAGCACGGCAAGCAGCUGGCUAUAGAGGUGUCUAACAUCCUGGGCAUGGAUGUGUGUGGUGUUGAUCUUCUUCAGCUCAAUGAUGGCUCAUUUGUGGUUUGCGAGGCUAAUGCCAACGUGGGCUUCAUCGCCUUCGACCAGGCCUGCGGCAUGGAUGUUGCAGGGAUUGUUGCUGACUUCGCCCUAUCGAUGCUUCCCAGCCGCCUCACCCGUAAAAUGUCCCUGCUCUCCGUCGUGUCCAGCACCAGCGAGACCAGUAGCGAGCCUGAGGUGUGCAUCGUGCCCGCAGGUGGCAGCUCACUGCCAGAGGCAGUGUGCAACAUGAGUGUGGGUUCUACUUCCAGCGAAAGUGACCCGGAGCUGGCGGAGCCCUCACAGUCAUCACCCUGCCAGUCCACACCUCCCACCCUUCCCAAUCUCCCUGACCUUCCCAAUCCAGCCUAUUUCAACACCCUCCUGGCCAAUGAGAUCAAGCUAUUGACUGAGUGAGAUUCAACCAAAUUCAUGCACGCAUAACACCACAAAUGCAUGCUUACAUACACCUGUGCAAAAGGCAACAAACAUUCCUUUUAAAAAGACAUAUUAGUCCAGAAACCAUCUAAACAUGAAAUACUAAGUGCAAAGCAAGAGCUAAAAGGAACAGAACACAUAUUCUGAUACAACCACAGCAACAAACACCAAAACAAGGCUUCUCCUUCUUUGAAGAAAAAGAUCUGAGGCUGCUCCCCUGACUAUUCUCUCUUUACAUUGUUUCAAAAGCUCCAAAUCCCACCAUCUAAACUUAGUUUACAUUGCAUCAUGAUGGGAUACAUCAUCUGAGAUAGCCAAAAACCAACUCUGCUAGUGUGCAUUUGCUAUUUUUGGUUGGGCAAAGGAUUCCAAUGAAUGCAUACACCUGCCAUGUUUUUAUCUUCCUCACAAUCCAAGUUGUCACAGAAAUGUUUUGUCAGGCUUGGUGGAUUGGAUGCAUAAUGAAGUGUUUUCAAGUUCAAUACAUCCAUAUGAUAGGCAUGUUAUGCUUUUAGUUCCAAUGUAGGAAUGUAGUGCUCCCAACGAGGACACAGAACAAGAUGGGGACCAACUAGAAAUGUACUAAUUUAAUGUCAGCAAGUAGCAGACCUAUUUACAAGUUACCACCAGGUAAUAUUAUAGUGAAUUCACAGCCUUCUCAGUUAAUAUUCAAGAUUUCAUUUUUGAUUACCAGCUACUAUAGUCUUGAUGCUUUUUAAAACUAAUGAAAUGUCUAGCACUUUAUAAUAAACAUGCAUUUUUCUCGCUGAGAUGAGAGAUUUGGGAAUGUGAAAGCCGUGUCAACACUUGCAAGCAAAAUAUACCUCGAAACAGUGACCUCUCACUGCCAUAGGAUGACAUAGACAUACAGUACAUAUCGGCCUGGGCCCUUGUGGUUUUAAAAUGGCCCGGACAUAUCAGGUGUUCUUUCCCUUUAUGUCUAGGACCUUAAAAGAUAAUUGUGUAUAAUUUCUUGGUUUUUUCUCUCUUUUUUUAUUUUUUUUUUAUUUUGUAAAUAUUUUAGACAAAUUAGCUUCACAGCAUACUCUUAUCCAGCUUAUAAAAGUGAAACAGUGGAAAUAUCUGCCAACAUGGACAUUUUCAUAAGCUAUGGUGAAAAAAACCAGAUUGUACAGACUUGUGAUAUUAAAAUGGUUAAAACUGAAAUUUUGGUGCUAACAGUUGUGGAUUUGGUUAGAUGUGAUUUCUCAGUCAUAUUAUAUGUAGACUUUGAUUGUUUUCAUGCAUUAUUUUUUUUUUUUUUUUUUGUUUUAAAUGAAAUUUAGAUAACAUAACCCAUAAAAUAUGUUGGCAUAAUGUAUAAAAUACGGAGUUUUAUAUUUUUACAGUCUUCUUUAGUAGAGUGCUACAUUUUUUCCUUUAAAAAGGAAGAAACAAAAUCCAGGGAUUUCAGCAGGCCUUAUUCUUGACAGUUUUUGUUCCUUUGGAUUUAUCUUCUGUACUCCUUUCAAAAUAACAUAGUAGGGUAUAGGGUAUGCUGAGGUAUUUGUCAUUCUUUGAGAAUAACUUCCGACUGAUCAAAAGCACAAAUAUAAACCCUUGAUCGUCCACAUAGUGAUGUUGAUGUUUUUAGGCUUGUAACCCUUUCUGUUGAACACAACUCAGGGAAGCAGCCUGGAUCUCAGCCCUGACCCCACCACAAAGGCAUGAUAUAUCCAUUCCAGCUAGAUGCGUCAUGAACAUACCACAUACCUACACACAGACGAAAAUACAAAAACAACAAAGAAAAAAAAAGGUUGUAAACUACAGUAUAAGACAGUGGUGUAUACCAUGGUUAACAUGCACUUUUUUUUUCCUUGCCUGUUUCAGAAUGUUCCUUGUUUUCUUCCUAAUUUAUGGUAUUUUUGAAAAAAGUGGUUUGUGUGCACUAAUAUUGUCUCAAUAAAGUGAAACCGCUGUGAAGCUUGAUUUUAUUUUUCUUAGAUGUGGGCCAAAUUUA